UGCGCGCCGCCGCCACCGCCCCCUCCGCCAUGUGACGGCGCGAGGCGGCGGCGGCCGUGAUGGCGACCUACGUGAGCGAGCUGGAGGCGGCCAAGAAGAGCCUCAGCGAGGCGCUGGGCGAGAACGUGAAGCAGUACUGGGCCAACCUGAAGCUCUGGUUCAAGCAGAAGAUCAGUAAGGAGGAGUUUGACCUGGAAGCGCGCAGGCUUCUCACGCAAGACAAUGUCCACUCUCACAACGAUUUCCUCCUGGCUAUUCUCACCCGAUGCCAGAUCUUGGUUUCUGCCCCAGAAGGUGCUGGAUCUCUGCCAUGGCCAGGUGGCUCUGCAACUAAACCUGGAAAACCCAAAGGGAAGAAAAAGAUUUCUUCAGUUCGCCAAAAGUUCGAUCACCGGUUCCAGCCUCAAAACCCGCUGUCGGGAGCCCAGCAGUUUGUGGCAAAGGAUCCUCAGGAGGAUGAUGAUUUGAAGCUGUGUUCUCACACCAUGAUGCUCCCAACACGUGGCCAGCUGGAAGGAAGGAUGAUUGUCACUGCCUAUGAGCAUGGGCUGGACAAUGUCACCGAGGAGGCAGUGACAGCCGUUGUUUAUGCUGUGGAGAACCACCUUAAGGACAUUCUGACCUCUGUGAUAUCCAGGAGGAAAGCCUAUCGUCUGAGGGAUGGCCAUUUCAAGUAUGCCUUUGGAAGCAAUGUCAACCCUCAGCCAUAUCUGAAGAACAGUGUUGUUGCUUAUAACAACUUAAUUGAGUGCCCCCCAAGCAGUGCGACGCCCUCGGCGGGUCAGAGCCUGGCCCCCCCGCCCGCUCCUGAUGAUGCUGAGCAGCAGGCAGCCCUGCUCCUGGCCUGCUCUGGGGACACUGUGCCAGCAUCCCUGCCUCCAGUCAACAUGUAUGACCUCUUUGAGGCACUGCAGGUGCACAAAGAAGUGAUCCCUGCACACACAGUCUAUGCUCUCAACAUUGAGAGGAUUGUCAUGAAACUCUGGCACCCCAACCACGAGGAGCUGCAGCAGGACAAGAUCCAUCGGCAGCGCCUGGCCAUGAAGGAGGGCCUCCUGCUCUGCUAGAGCUGGGCAGCCCUGCCAGCCCUCAGGUGGCUCCAGCUUGCUCCUGGGACUUGUCAUUCGGAUGCUCCUUACAAACCUGUGUCAGCAUCUCCAGGAUGAUGUGAUUUAUGAGUCAACUUUUCCUAUGGAAAUGGGACUGAGUCGUGGGACACUUCCUCUGCUUCCCCAGAGUCAUGUGCUGUGGAGUACUUGCAGCAAUGCCACUGAGUUGGGAAAGAGAAAGAAGACACAUUUGCUAGGACUGUUUUUAGGUAAAAUAAAUGUGAGAGUGGAAAUAGUUGGUUUUAAA
Taeniopygia guttata (zebra finch) is the source of this 1356-nucleotide messenger RNA. RefSeq names its product transcriptional adaptor 1 (gene TADA1). Gene Ontology annotation, biological process: regulation of transcription by RNA polymerase II. Gene Ontology annotation, cellular component: SAGA complex. The record is from RefSeq and is a predicted model, not a curated record. Lineage: Eukaryota; Metazoa; Chordata; Aves; Passeriformes; Estrildidae. Gene Ontology annotation, molecular function: transcription coactivator activity.